UGUUCUCCGGAAAUGGCAGGUGAAUAAGAAAAUUGCUACCCUCGUCUCCACGAAGUGACAACGUUGGUAUUGUUACGGAACAUGUGCCACCGAUCUCCCUCGACCACGCUGACGGGACUUCUUGGCGCCGAGCAGGACAAAAGAAAUCAUGAUAAAAUUUGCCAUGUCCGAAGGGGAAUUAAGGGGACAUAAAGGGCUGCGACCACUCGCCCCCUGCGUCACUAAAAUUUUGUUCGAUUUUCGAGAAAAAGCACUGACAGCAGAGAACAAAGAAAUUGGGUAUACCCCUCCCUGCCCAUCUUCAAAAAGCUACUUCUUUUUUGUUUGUCGCUUCCCGAUCGCUGAUCCGAUCUCUCUACGCCACAAACGACCACAUGGCUCACUCACAAACCCUCACAGAGCAGCAACACCGCUGGCCCGCCUUGACGCCCCUCGACGGCGUCAAGGCGGCCGCCGCUCCGCAACCAUUGGUGACGACAAAGACGGUGAUUCCCGACAGCGUCGCCGAGCACAGCGACGUGGCGCCGCUGGUGGCCAGGCUGCGCCAAAGAGGCCUGCAGGUGUACAUCACCGACGGGGUCUCGCUCCCGCCCGAGGCGGCCAUGCACGAUCGCGCGGCGCCGAUACCCGCGAUCGUGGUGUCGCCCGUCAGCGAAUACGGCGUGUCCGAGACGCUGCGCCUGCUAAAGGUGGCCGGGCUCUACGGCCGCCUGCCCGUGUCGGUCAAGAGCGGCGGGCACGGCUACUUCAACGGCGCGUCUUGCGACGGCGGCCUCAUGAUCAACCUCGCCGGCAUGACCAAGCGCCGCGUCGCCGGCGACAUCCUGCACAUCGAGCCCGGCUGCGUGCUGGGCCAGACGAUCCACACGCUGGCGACGGCGCACAAGGCGGUACCGCACGGCGACUGCUUCGGCGUGGGGGCGGGCGGGCACUUUCUCACGGCGGGCUGGGACCUCAUCCUGGGCCGCAAGCACGGGCUGGGGUGCCAGUCGGUGGUGGGCGGGAGGAUCGUGCUCUGGGACGGCACCGUGGUCGACGUGAGCGAGGAGUCGCACCCGGAGCUGCUGCACGCCAUGCGGGGCGGGGCGGCGGCGGGCGCGGGGGUGGUGAUCGAGAUCAGGCUGCGGGUGAUGGAGGAGCCGGCGCGGGCGACGUGGCGCUUCACGCGCAUCACGCGGGGGCAGCUCGAGAGGUGCGCGGCGCAGGGGGCGUUUCGGCGGGCGUACGGCCUGCCGCGGGAGGUGUCGGUGUCGUUCCGCUUCCACUUCGAGGCGGACCAGGUGGAGCCGGUGGCGUCGCUCAACGUGGUCAGCCUGCUGUCGGCGGGCGAGACGGUGGCGCUGGUGCGGGAGCACAUGGGGGCCGAGGUGGCGGCGCUGGUGGACGGCGACAUGGCGGCCUGGAGCGAAAAGACGCUGCUGGACCUGCGCAUGCUGCCGGCGUCGGACUUUUUGGCCGCCAACCCGGGCAUGCUGGGCGAGGUGACGGCGACGGCGCUGCACGCCGACCCGCUGCUGUACUGGAAGCCCACGUCGUCGGCGCGCGAGAUGGCGAGCUCCUACUUCACCAGCGUGUCCAACUGGGUGGUGCCCGAGUGCGAGGACGCCCUGCUGCGCAUGUACGACCUGUUCCACUCGGUGCGCCACUCCCCCGCCCGCUCGCGCAUGUACGCCCUCGUCAUCCAGGGCGGCGGCGCCAUGACCGACAUGCAGGCCAGCUGCAGCAUGCCGCUCGGCAGCGCCCUGGCCCGCUUCGAGCUGCACUGGGACGACCCCGACGAGAACGAGCGCUGGUCGCGCCGCUUCACGGACAAGGUGCUGGGCGUCAUGGGCUCCGUGGCCGACCCGUCCGUCUCCCGGCCCUACAGGGGGGACAUUUGGCUGGCAUCGCAGGCCGGGGAUGCCGAGCUGGAUCGGAUAUUCAAGCUGUACGACAGGCGGUUUGCAUGA
Pyricularia oryzae 70-15 is the source of this 1949-nucleotide messenger RNA. RefSeq lists its product as uncharacterized. The coding region runs from base 375 to 1949 and encodes 524 amino acids. The transcript has a single exon. The record is from RefSeq and is a predicted model, not a curated record. NCBI's taxonomy places the organism in Eukaryota, Fungi, Ascomycota, Sordariomycetes, Magnaporthales, Pyriculariaceae. Gene Ontology annotation, molecular function: FAD binding.